UCAGUUCAGAAUCAGACGACUCCCAGUGCUGAAGUGUAUCGCGGAAGAGAAGAAUUUUCGCGUCGCUGGAUUUCUGUAUGUUUUUUUCUUUGUGAGUUCUGAAGUUCUGAAGCCUAUUGAAUCCCACGGAGGGUUUCGUAGCUUGCGCGUUGAAGUUUUUCGUUUCGUUUCUUGGCAAAACUAGUAGAAGGUUGAUGUAUGUGUUCGACCGGUGUGAGAAGUGCGGAGGAGCAGUGUUGCGCACUGUAGAGAAGUGAGUGCGAAGAAGAAAUGGAAAGAUCGUACCUACCUGUUCUUUCCCAUUGAUCGUGAGUGGAUUUCUGUGUGCACUGUCAAGACCUGCCGCAGCGACCUGCGGGUUUCCACACUUCCAAGGUGUGCGUGAGGGGUGGUUUGCUGCAUGCUAAGGCAUUUUCUGCUGCUGCUGCUUCUGCUUUUUAUUGUUCGGAUUGUUCGAUUUCCGUCGACAGUACACAUGUAAUUAUUUAUCUUCCCGAACGGCAGAGCGCUUAUAUGGUGGAUUCUUUAAGUGAAUGGAAAACGGAGUGCUUUAGAGAAGAGCUUUUAUUGAUUGAGUGCGCUAUUCAGAUUGGAUAUUCGGGGGCAAAGAGGGUCAUCGAAUGACAUCAUGUGCAACGGGAUGGCCUGUGGAGGCCGCGAAGGAUCGGCGAGAUUAAAGUGCGAUCGAUUAAUCAAACUCUGAACGAUUGUACAAUUGUGGGAGGUUUGGGCAGAAGUAAGGCCCGAAAUUGAAACAAGUGACUUCCCUGUGGAGAUACAAGUGCCCCGUGCGCAAAUGACGAAAACACAUUAAACGUGAAAACAGAGAUCUCGUGCGCUCUGCCGACCGAAGCACUGAUUUGAAUGAAGUGUGAAGCGAAAACCUGAUUUUCAUUCAUAAACCGAGAAGAAUUGCGAGAUAGCCUCUGCAACAUCCACUCGAUGAGGCUGUGAGACCUCUCUUAACACUCGUCAGUGGACGGAUACGGUAAACCAAACAAACCGCCCAAUCCAUUGCAGACCUGAAACAACGCUCGAGCACAUUUCUAUUAUACAAUGUAUUCAAAGCUGAUGACUAAUUAGUAAUUCAAUUGUGGAACUGUUGUGUUUUUUUCGCUGUGCUUGGAAUAAUUCAAACCGAAACCGGUGUAACCCUUCUUAAAUAACCGAAACAAAAAAGUGAAGAUUCGCAUGAAAAAAAAUACAAAGUGUCUUGUCGCGUCUACAAUCGGAUUAAUUAAUUCUUGACUAACACCCUUUAGGAAAAUUUGGAAGAAGAAAAGAGCACCCAACCAGAAGACCGAAUCCGGUGCGAGGAACCGUAAAAUGGAAAACGAUACGAUAGUGUGUUCGUGUUCUUGAAAUUUUUGAUUGUUUUUAAUUGUAUCCCAUUAAGAGGCGGUAAAACCGAGGGAAAAGAAGAAAAAAAGGGGCCAAAACUGGUGGUGUGACGAAGACGCGGCGACGGAAGUUGAGAAUAUAAUUUAAUCGAGAAUUGCGCAAAGGCGCCUCAACAACUGGUUACAUCCGAAGCCCACGACGGCACCGGCGACAACGUCUUAGACCCGAAGAAGAGGGGUUUUUAUUGUGGCAGUGACCCAAACGAGAAAACCGAGUGAAUUGUGUGCCCUAUUUGGGUUGGGAUUGAGGCUCCGUGUUCAGCGCGACAGUCUGGGUGGUGUUUGUGUUGGAUAGGGGUAACGACAACAUGGGAGACACAAUGAUGGAGCAGUGGAAGUGGAAACUGUUUCUGGUGCUGCUGGUCCAGCAGAUUGGACUCGGAAGCUGCUAUCUGAAGGACUACAUCCACAAGCAGGAGGAUAACGAAAUGAGAGUUUGCAUCGGAACCAAUGGACGAAUGUCGGUACCUUCGAACCGCGAGUACCACUACAAGAAUCUACGCGAUCGAUACACCAACUGUACCUACGUGGAUGGCAACCUGGAGAUCACCUGGAUCCAGAACACCUCGUACGAUUUGAGCUUUCUCCAGCACAUUCGGGAGGUGACCGGUUACGUGUUGAUCAGCCACGUGGAUAUCCCGCAAGUCAUCCUACCGCGGUUGCAGAUCAUUCGAGGCCGUACGACAUUCAAGCUGAACAAAUGGGAAGACGAAUUCGGCCUGUUCGUGUCGUUCUCGCAGAUGAAUACCCUGGAGAUGCCGGCCCUGAGGGACAUCCUGAGUGGAUCGGCUGGCAUUUUCAACAACUACAAUCUAUGUCACGUGAAGACCAUCAACUGGGAUGAAGUCCUCUCCGACUCCAAAGCCCACUAUCGGUACACGUACAACUUCACCUCGCCGGAACGGGACUGUCCACCGUGCCACUCCAGCUGCGAGGUGGGCUGCUGGGGCGAAGGUGCCCACAACUGUCAGAAGUUCAGCAAACUGAACUGCUCUCCUCAGUGCUCUCAGGGGCGCUGUUUCGGCUCCAAGCCGCGCGAGUGCUGCCAUCUGUUCUGCGCUGGUGGCUGCACCGGUCCUACUCAGAAAGACUGCCUAGCCUGUAAGAACUUCUACGACGAUGGCGUGUGCAAGCAGGAGUGUCCACCCAUGCAACGAUACAACCCUACGAACUACCUCUGGGAACCGAAUCCAGAAGGCAAAUACGCCUAUGGAGCUACCUGCGUGCGAAAUUGCCCGGAACAUCUACUCAAGGAUAACGGAGCUUGCGUGAGGACUUGUCCGUCGAACAAGAUGGCCCAAAAUGGCGAGUGCGUUCCGUGUAACGGAGCCUGUCCGAAGACGUGCCAAGGCGAGGGAAUCGUUCAUUCCGGCAAUAUCGACAAGUACAAGGACUGCACCAUAAUCGAAGGAUCUCUGGAAAUUCUCGAUCAGACGUUCGACGGUUACCAGCAGGUGUUCAGCAACUUCUCGUUCGGGCCACGCUACAUCAAGAUUCAUCCAGAUCGAUUAGAAGUGUUUUCGACGCUCAAGGAAAUCAGCGGGUUCAUCAACAUUCAGGGCUAUCACGCCGAUUUCAAGAAUCUGUCGUACUUCAGGAACCUGGAGGUGGUUGGUGGACGUCAGCUCAAGGAGAAUCUGUUCGCUUCCGUGUAUAUUGUGAAGACAUCAUUACAAUCUUUGGAGCUGAAAUCGUUGAAACGGGUCAACUCGGGUGCCAUCGUCAUUCUCGAAAACGACCACCUGUGCUACGCGCAGGAGAUCGAUUGGUCUAAAAUCAAGAAGUCUGCUGACCACGAGAGUGUGAUACAGUCCAAUCGGAAUCCCAAGACUUGCCACGAAGAAGGAAUGUUCUGCGACGAGCAGUGCACCAAGGCCGGCUGCUGGGGCAAAGGACCGGAACAGUGUCUGGAAUGCAAGAACUUUGUCUACCAAGGCAAGUGUCUCGACAGCUGCAAGAGUCUUCCAAAGAUCUACCAAGUCAACUCAAAGACUUGCGGAGAUUGUCAUCCGGAGUGUUUGGAUUCAUGCUACGGACCUAACGCCGACAACUGUGGAUCAUGCGUAAACGUUAAGGACGGGAAGUUCUGCGUAUCGGAGUGUCCCAUCACCAAGUACAACCUGAACGGAACUUGCGUCGCGUGUCACAAAACUUGCAUCGGUUGCAAUGGGCCACUGGACACAAUUGCCCCCAACGGGUGUGUUUCCUGUGACCGAGCAAUCAUGCGAAGCGAUGGCACCGUGGAACGGUGUCUGAUGAAGGACGAACCUUGUCCAGACGGUUACUACAGCGAACGCGUUGAACAGGACGAAGGACCUCUGAAACAACUGUCAGGAAAAUCGGUUUGUCGCAAGUGUCAUCCGCGCUGCAAGAAAUGCACCCAGUACGGAUUCCACGAGCAAGUCUGUCAGGAAUGUGCCAGCUACAAGCGCGGCGAACAGUGCGAAGACGAGUGCCCGAUCGAUCAUUUUGUGAACGAAGAAACGCGCGAAUGUCUGCCGUGUCAUUCGGAAUGCCGUGGAUGUCGUGGAUUCGGCGAGGACCAAUGCCUGGAGUGUCGCAAUCUGAAACUCUACGAGGGAGAUCCUAACGAUAACUCCACUGCGUUCAACUGUACGUCAACCUGUCCACCGACUCAUCCCUUCAAACAUUUCCCAGUGGAAACCAGCAAGAUUGGACCGUACUGUUCAGCUGAGCAGGUUCAGAGCGGAUUCCGAUUGGAAACGUCAACUACCCCGAUCUUACUGCUUGCAAUACUGGCACCGAUUGUACUGAUCCUAUUCGUGUUUGGAAUGGCAUACCUGUACUGCACCCAGAAGAACAAGAAAGACGCGGUAAAAAUGACAAUGGCGUUGGCUGGAUGCGAAGAUUCUGAGCCACUGAGGCCGACCAACGUUGGACCGAAUCUCACCAAGUUGAGAAUUGUCAAGGAAGCAGAACUGCGCCGAGGAGGUGUCAUGGGCAUGGGUGCGUUUGGUCGGGUGUUCAAAGGCGUAUUGAUGCCAGAAGGCGAAAGCAUCAAGAUUCCGGUGGCGAUCAAGGUAUUGAUUGAGAUGUCGGGUUCUGAAUCAAGCAAGGAGUUUUUGGAAGAAGCUUACAUUAUGGCGUCGGUUGAACAUCCCAAUCUAUUGAAACUGCUGGCAGUUUGCAUGACUUCCCAGAUGAUGCUGAUUACACAGUUGAUGCCUCUUGGCUGUUUGUUGGAUUAUGUGCGGAACAACAAGGAUAAGAUAGGAUCGAAGGCGUUGCUUAACUGGUCCACUCAGAUUGCUCGUGGAAUGGCUUAUCUAGAAGAGCGACGGUUAGUUCACCGUGACUUGGCAGCUCGAAACGUUUUGGUACAGACGCCGUCAAGCGUAAAGAUUACCGAUUUUGGAUUGGCAAAGCUUUUGGACUAUGAUUCAGAUGAGUAUCGAGCGGCCGGUGGAAAGAUGCCGAUUAAGUGGUUGGCCUUGGAGUGUAUUCGUCAUCGUGUAUUCACAAGUAAGAGUGACGUGUGGGCCUUUGGAGUCACAAUAUGGGAGUUGAUGACUUACGGUGCUCGACCUUACGAAGACGUCCCUGCUAAGGAUGUCCCGGAGCUGAUCGAAAUGGGAGGAAAGCUUCCUCAACCGGAUCAUAUUUCUCUGGAUGUGUACAUGAUCUUGAUUUCUUGCUGGCACUUGAACGCAGAUGCUCGUCCUACAUUCACAACUUUGGAAAAGACUUUUGCUGAAAUGGCCAGAGACCCUGGUCGUUAUUUGAGUAUUCCAGGGGACAAAUUUAUGAGACUGCCGUCGUAUACCAAUCAGGAUGAGAAAGAUCUGAUUCGCACUCUUGCGCCAGUAGCUGAAGCUGGAAUACCCGGAACCAUUGUCGAAGCCGAAGAAUACUUGCAACCAAAAACACGUCCGGCUCUAAUGCUUCCGCAGUCGUCAAUGGAGAAACAAGAUGACAUGUCCAAAUCGAUGCGCUACAGCAAGGAUCAACUCAAGCCAGACGAAGAAACGGAUCGUAACGCACGUGAAGUAGGCGUCAGUGGUAUGCGACUGAAUUUGCCACUGGACGAGGACGAUUAUCUGAUGCCAACUUGCCAAAGUCAAGCACCGUCGGUCCCCGGUUACAUGGAUUUGAUCGGAGUUCCCGCUAGUGUUGACAAUCCUGAGUACCUGAUGGGAUCCGCCGGUAGCAAUAUCAGUACGGGCCUUCCAACUCCACCACCGGUUACGCCAUGCAGCAGUGGUAUUAGCACUACUACUCCCAACAGUCCUGUUAAUAGUAUACCUCCUAACAUUAGCACCGUUAACGUUAGCACCAAUCCUAGCAACAUCAAUGCCAACAGUAGCAAUAGCAUCAACAAUAACAACAACACCGUUGUAAACCAUGCCAUCAAGAAGGAAGAAGCCAUACCAAUGCCGCACACGACGCUCAAUGAACCUCAGGCAGCUCCACCAACGCAAACCUUGGGUAUUCCUCUAUCACCAACUGAAACGAUAGAAACCACUUCAGAGCAUGAGUACUACAACGAUUUGCAACGAGAACUGAUUCCGCUACAUCGGAAUGAAACUACGGUGUGAGAACUGAACGAAAUCGGACCACGCCAACCAAAUUGUACAGAACUGAGCUUCCAUUCUGAUUAAUCAUCAUAGGCAAAAUAUUAGGAGAUUUUUAUGAAAGAAACAUCGAAUGAAGCAAUUUUAUAUAGCAAUCGAAUUAGCAUAAAAGAAAGUUCAAAGUUUGUAUCGUAAGUGCCUUCAAUACGUGUAACAUUAGGGAGCUAGGGAAUAGUAACUAAUUGGAGAUAAAAUCUAUCGUGCCUUUAUCAGUGAAGUGGUCACCCGAAGACCACUUUUCAAUAUACACUGUACAUAUAGUAAUAGUAUAGUAACGAAUAUUUAAACUGAACAUAGCUAACGAUGGAUAGCUUCUACAUAGUGUACUUAAAUAUUUACGUAGGAAGGUGUUGAAUAAUUUUAACAAAAAGUAGAGUUUGAGCCAAGUACAAUAAAAUGACGGAAGCUUUCAUGGAAAUGGUGUUGACAGCGCAGAAACGGUCACAAUCCGUGUCCUGUCAAGAAGUUUUGAGUCAGCAACGUGUCUAGGUCAAUUGGUGGCAGACAAAAUUGGCUAAAAUCUAAAAUUUUUUGUAUUUCAUUUUUUAAAUCUGUGAUACUAUUUAUAAUCGAAUGUCAAAUUUUAUACAAUCUAGGUUUUAUUGCGAAGACAACGGUUCGAGAGUAUAUUAUUAGACAUCAAGCAAUAGCAUGUAUGUGUAGUAGUCGAUAGCGAAUAAAAAAUUGAUUUCAAGCUUAAAUAUCUACAUGAAUCCAUCAACUUUCUAGAAUUAACAUUCGCUCCGCAUUACAAUAACCCAUCGAAUCAACGAAUAUUUUCAUGGUAACGCAACUGGUACUUCUCAACGCACACCCACACACGUCAACUAGUAUCGCAUAUUACUUAACACAAUCGUGAAAGAAACCAACCGAAAUCUCUCCUCUGUAUUAUUUUGGCCGCGUACUAUGCCCUAUGACUUUACUGUACAUAUCCCUUAUACUUAAGACCGUGUCGAAUUGUACAUAUUUCGGUCGAAGAUGUAAAACCCUACUUAUUUCUCCUGCGGCUUUGAGAGGUCUGUUUUGCCGGAUACGGCAGAAUGCCGAACCCCAAGGCAGUUAGUGAUUAGAUGUAACCAGCCAAUGGUAUUGGUGUAUGUUAUGGAUGAACGACAACAAAAAGAGGAUGUGUGAAAUCUCUGAGAAAUUAGGAAAAUGUGCCAUGUUUCGUACAUGAAAAUAAAUUUUUAAAUCGCAAUGCUGGGAUUAUCAUUGGUCCUUUAUGAGAGAAUAAAAAGCUAAGUAAAAUGAAUAAACUCACUGUAAUUAUAGACAAGAGGAAAUAGAAAGGCUAUACGACUGUUAGAUAAACGAAGGCACAACAAGCUACAGUACGAUCGUAUAAAUUGUUAAUGUUUCUAAGUUAUACAUGUAUUUUGAACAUUUCAAAUAAAAUGAAAAAUAAAUCAAA
Messenger RNA from Aedes aegypti (yellow fever mosquito), 7403 nucleotides. RefSeq names its product epidermal growth factor receptor (gene Egfr). Gene Ontology annotation, cellular component: basal plasma membrane; signaling receptor complex. The coding region runs from base 1709 to 5956 and encodes 1415 amino acids. Gene Ontology annotation, biological process: cell surface receptor protein tyrosine kinase signaling pathway; multicellular organism development; protein phosphorylation. Lineage: Eukaryota; Metazoa; Arthropoda; Insecta; Diptera; Culicidae. Gene Ontology annotation, molecular function: ATP binding; transmembrane receptor protein tyrosine kinase activity. The record is from RefSeq and is a predicted model, not a curated record. The transcript is spliced from 8 exons.